Messenger RNA from Vicia villosa (hairy vetch), 908 nucleotides. RefSeq names its product transcription factor bHLH35-like. Gene Ontology annotation, cellular component: nucleus. The record is from RefSeq and is a predicted model, not a curated record. Gene Ontology annotation, molecular function: protein dimerization activity; sequence-specific DNA binding; DNA-binding transcription factor activity. NCBI's taxonomy places the organism in Eukaryota, Viridiplantae, Streptophyta, Magnoliopsida, Fabales, Fabaceae. Gene Ontology annotation, biological process: regulation of DNA-templated transcription. The transcript is spliced from 5 exons. The coding region runs from base 158 to 901 and encodes 247 amino acids.
UCAUCAGACAGACUUACUGUAUGUGUAUAUAUAAACAAAGUAGGCAAAGCAAAAGACAGCAAUUAAACCAACCACCUUAAAUUUCCUUCAAUCAUUAAAGAAUCAUAUUCUCUUUUCCUCAGUGUCUGUCUCCAAUUCAAUUUCAACUUUAACAAGCAUGGAGAAUAUUGGUGAAGAGUACAAACAUUACUGGGAGACCAACAUGUUCCUCCAAACCCAAGAGCUUGAUAGUGGCAGCUGGGGAUUGGAUGAAGCACUUUCAGGGUACUAUGACUCAAGCUCCCCUGAUGGUGCAGCUUCAUCAACAGCUUCAUCUAAGAAUAUUGUUUCUGAAAGGAAUAGAAGAAAUAAACUCAACCAAAGACUCUUUGCACUUAGAGCAGUAGUCCCCAACAUUAGCAAGAUGGAUAAGGCUUCAAUAAUUAAGGAUGCAAUUGAGUACAUACAACACUUGCAAGAACAAAAAAAGAUUCUUGAAGCUGACAUAAUGGAACUUCAAUCUGGGAUGCCAAAUAAUAUUAAUCCAAGUUAUGAGUUUGAUCAAGAGCUUCCUGUGUUGCUAAGGUCCAAGAAGAAGAGAACAGAUCAAUUUUAUGAUUCUGUCAGUUCAACAAACUCUCCAAUUGAAAUCCAUGAGCUUAGGGUUACAUACAUGGGAGAAAAUACAAUUGUUGUAAGCUUGACAUGCAGCAAAAGGACUGACACUAUGGUUAAACUGUGUGAAUUGUUCGAAUCUUUGAACCAUAAAAUUAUCACUGCCAAUAUCACCUGUUUUUCAGGCACACUUUUGAAGACGGUCUUCAUUCAGGCCAAUGAAGAAGAUAAAGAUCUAUUGCAGAUACAGAUCCAAACAGCCAUUGAAGCUCUUAAUGAUCCUCCAAGUCCUAUGAGCAUCUAUUGAAGUGGAU